ACCCCGUUUCGCCUGGAACAGCCGUUGCUGUGCACGCCAUUUCGCCUUUCCAGGGUUUCCUCCAGCCCCGCCGCGCCGGCGACCUCCGCGAGCAAGGAUGCAGCAAUCCCCACCUCCCAUUCAGUAUGUGAAAGCGGAGAACCCACCAGGGGUUCAGCCUAUUUUUGUGGACCUGACAGUGACUGUGGGUGCUAAUCCCCAGAAUCCAUUAGAAGAAGUGGAGGUGGUGUUGAGGGAUUGGUUUGCAGAUCACAGAUGGAGAGAGGAAAUUAUGGGAUCAGGCUACAUAGGGGAAUAUGCUAAUCUAGGUCCCAAUCAACUGUUGGAGCUACAGACAAAUGUCUUUACUCCAAGGAGAUGGCUCAGACUAAGAAUUGAGUCCUAUGGAACCCAACAUUGGAUGGGCCUUGUCCUCAGAGGCGACAACUGCUACGCUAAAGGGUUCUUUAACCAGUUUGGACAAUGCCAACUGACAGAACGUCAAAGGAAGGAUGAUCCACGUGUUAGGGUGAAAUACCUACCUGAGGAGGAUUACCCACAUCUGAAUGAAGACUGGGAGCUUCAUUACAGUUCGUUUCUGAAUUGCUCCCAAGCAGAACUUUUACAAACCAUGCAAAAUCUGCUUCAGCCAGAAGUCUUUGUGCCUGAAACUAUUGCAUUUCUAUCAAACUUUAACCCCUUCAUGGUAGAAGAGAACGUCGAAGCCCAAGCCCAAGCCCAAGCCCAAGGAAAGGAAAGAUUGGGCGGCUUUGUUUUCCGGUUCGUUGAGUUCCUCCGGAUGCGACUGGAUUUGAAUGAUGAGAAUUUGAUUAGGAAAGUACAAGGGUGUAAGCCAUUGUCCACUGCACUGAAAAAAUGGAAAAGGGGAGGGUACCAGGUCUGGAAUCCAAAUAAUAUAGUGAGAAACAUGGGGCUGGAGUCCUUACCUCUGGCAUUGAACACUUGCUGUCUUGUUCUGAAUGACGGCGAGAAAUUUCCAGACGUUGGCGCAAAACAAUCAAGUGCGACCAAAAUGUCUGAUGAUUCAUCUAGUUCUAAGGAUGGAACAGGGGCAGGCCCAAGUGGUGGUGGAAAGGAAUCUGUUGGCAAGGAUCAAAAUGAGCAAUUUCCAGCCAGGGGAAGGCAAGGCCCAAGUGGGGGUGGAAAGGAAUUUGGUGGCAGUGAUCAAAAUGAACAAGGAUCAACUGAAAGCACAAAUAUUCCUCGUGGACAGCGGAUGGUCCAGCUGCUCGGAGUGCGUGCUAAUUUCACAAUCCAAGGCAUCAACCUUUAUGAUUCCUCUAAAGGACAGAGUAUUUAUGAACGAUCAUGUGGUGCAGAGGGUGAGGAUGAGGUUGGGAUGGCUGGUAUGGCUGACUUGGACUUACAUGGACCUUCCAAAACCAUCAGUGGUGAAGAUCUUAUUGGUGCUGAAAUUUUUUAUCCAGUCUCCCAGCAGUCCAAGAGGUCUAGAGGAAGCGAAAAGGCUGUCGGUACUGAGCUAGAUGCUAUGAGAGUUCAGUGGCCGCUUCACGACAGUGGGGAAGGACACAAAUGUCUCGUUUUCCGCAAAAGCCACUGCCAGGUGAUGCAGAUUUCAUGUGUAGUAAUUGAAAAUGCAAUUCAGGCUGAGAUUCUGGUUAAGCUUUUGUUGGGUGAAAUACUUGCUCAAGACUAUAUGGUCUGUGGAACCAUCAAGGCCUCGUCGUCUGACUACAGAGGCAAGUAUGUGACUCUUUUCAGCGAGAGAAGCUUGGGCAUACGUUCCUGUAGAUGGACUUGCUUACCGCUGGCAGUUCAUGUUGUGUGUUUCUCUCACGGUGCUGAAUUAGGACUUGCCAUUGAUGUGAAUCUGAAAGUUACAAAACCAUCUGAUCCAACCUAUCUCAUGGAAAUGGCUUUUGGUCUCAGAUUCAGUGGUGAAGGAGAAGUAAAUGUCAAGUUUGGUGAUUUUGAGUUUACAGUUGUUCUAAGAACGCCCCCAAAUCCAUACCACGAGGAUUUACUCCAGAUGAGGUUAUAACUCCCAGCAGGACGAGGAGGCAAAUAGGAUCAAUUAAGGAGCGGCGAGAUUGCGCAAGGUGGUGAAGGACUUUGGAAAGCUGGCGAUGAAUUGGGUGCCUUUGAGAAGAUGUAUUGGUGAUGGACGAGGAAGUUAGUAGAGAAGGCUUUUUCUGGGCUGACUGUAGCUGAUGUAGGGAGUGCGAGCUCUAGGUAGCUAGUCUUAGCUUAAAUGGUAGAUGCAUGUCUGUGUCAGCGGCAAAAUUCAAAUGAGUGAUACUCUGUUUUUUUUGGGGCCGAGGUAGGGUGGGAGAGGCCCAUAUCUAUGGUGCCUUGUGCUGCCGGAACACUUGUAAUGAUCACGGUUUUUUUAUUGAAACCCGAGGGCAAUUCCUCUUUUUGAA
Molecule: messenger RNA, 2384 nt
Organism: Panicum virgatum (switchgrass)
Lineage: Eukaryota; Viridiplantae; Streptophyta; Magnoliopsida; Poales; Poaceae
Exons: 3
Coding region: 98-2002 (634 amino acids)
Biological process (GO): negative regulation of translation
Molecular function (GO): rRNA N-glycosylase activity
Source: RefSeq, a predicted model, not a curated record